Micropterus dolomieu (smallmouth bass) is the source of this 2205-nucleotide messenger RNA. RefSeq names its product segment polarity protein dishevelled homolog DVL-3. Gene Ontology annotation, molecular function: frizzled binding. Gene Ontology annotation, biological process: canonical Wnt signaling pathway; intracellular signal transduction. Lineage: Eukaryota; Metazoa; Chordata; Actinopteri; Centrarchiformes; Centrarchidae. The record is from RefSeq and is a predicted model, not a curated record. The transcript is spliced from 15 exons. Bases 150 to 2108 code for a protein of 652 amino acids. Gene Ontology annotation, cellular component: cytosol.
GAGGAGACUGAGAGCAUCGGCGAUCUGCAGCAGCUGGACCAGCUCAUCUGGACCAGAACAGACCGGAGACCUGCGGGAGCGACAGACCGACAGAGACAGAGUCUCCCUCUCCGGACCGUGCCGGACCGCGCCGGACCGCUCCGGGCUUCAUGGGGGACAGCAUGGCGGAGGAUACGCGGGUCAUUUACCACCUGGAGGACCAGGAGACCCCCUACCUGAUCCGGAUCAACGUGCCCGCGCAGCGCGUCACACUGGCGGACUUCAAACAGGUCCUGAACAAACCGAACCUCAAGUUCUUCUUCAAGGCGGUGGACGACGACUUCGGGGUGGUGAAGGAGGAGAUCAGCGAUGAUGAUGCCCGGCUGCCCGUCGUGAACGGACGAGUCGUCUGCUGGCUGGUGUCGUCAGAAACCUGUCAGUCGGAUUUCAGGGGAUCAGACGUUCAGUCUGUAGCCACGCCCACCAGCCUGGCCCCGCCCCCCGUGGAGAGGACAGGUGGGAUCGGAGACUCCAGACCGCCGUCCUUCCAUGCUGCAGCUCUGAGUGGUCAGGAUGAAGUUCAGGGGUCAGAGGUCAAACCUGAGGCGUCACCCCCACAGAGAGGAGAGAGAGAGAGCGCCAGAGAUGGCCGUCUGAACGGCCACGCCCACAAGCCGGCUCAGCAGAACGGGGCGGGGCCAACAGGUGGAGGUGACAGCUCGUCAACUCAACAGAGCAGCCAGCUGGAGACGACCAGUUUCUGCUCGUCUGAGGAAGACUCAGGAGGAAGGUUCAGCCAAUCAACCGGGCAGAGCAGCUCCUCGCCACGACUCGUCAGGCGCCAACGCCGCCGCCACCGAAAACCCAAAACACAGCGGAUGGAGAGGUCUGUGUCUUUCAGCAGUGUCACUGACUCCACCAUGUCGCUCAACGUCGUCACUGUGACUCUGAACAUGGAGAGGUAUAACUUCCUGGGGAUCAGUAUUGUUGGUCAGAGUAACGACCGAGGUGAUGGAGGGAUUUAUAUCGGCUCCAUCAUGAAGGGAGGAGCGGUGGCAGCAGACGGACGCAUCGAGCCUGGAGACAUGUUACUGCAGGUGAACGACAUCAACUUUGAGAACAUGACCAAUGACGACGCCGUCCGAGUCCUGAGAGAGAUCGUUCACAAGCCGGGUCCGGUGACGUUAACGGUGGCAAAGUGUUGGGAUCCAAACCCACGAGGCUGCUUCACACUGCCCAGGAGCGAGCCGGUCCGUCCGAUCGACCCCGCUGCCUGGGUGUCGCACACCGCCGCCAUGACAGGGAGGCUCCUCCCACACUACGGUGUGCAUGAAGACCCCCACCUCACCAUCCACAGCGACAUCACAGCUGUAGUCAAGGCGAUGGCCAAUCGUGAGUCAGGCCUGGAGGUCCGGGACCGGAUGUGGCUGAAGAUCACCAUCCCCAACGCCUUCAUCGGUUCUGACGUCGUAGACUGGCUCCACCGGAACGUGGAAGGUUUCACCGACCGCCGUGAAGCUCGCAGGUACGCGGGAAACCUGCUGAAGGCCGGUUACAUCCGACACACCGUCAACAAGGUGACCUUCUCUGAACAGUGCUACUACGUGUUCGGAGACCUGUGUGGAGAUCUGGGUCUGAUGUCUCUGCUGGAUCACGAAGAAGCCUCCAUUCGAGACUGUGACCCGCUGGCUCCGGCUUCCGGCCCCCAGUGGCCCCCAGCCUUCCCGUACCAGUACCCCGUCCCUCACCCCUACAGCUCGCCUCACCCCCUCCACCAGCUGCCGGCCUGGGGGGGAGGAAGAGGAGGAGGAAGUCGGCACAGUGAAGGAAGUCACAGCAGCGGCUCGGACUGCUGCGACGGUCAGAAGGAGGGAGGAGGAGGGAGCGGAUCCGAACCGACCAAACAGGAAGUGGGAGCUUCGCCUGACACUAAGCUGGCGGCACAGUCACCCGGCGAGGACGGCACCCAGCAGCCCCCGACCUCUGGUCUCCGUGGUGACAAAGACUCAGAGGCCUUCCUGCCGGCCCCGUCGCCACCUCGAGGCCAGCGUCGCGACAUUCCACCCUCCCGACAGUCCUUCUCCCUGGCCAUGGGAAACCCUGGCGAUUUCUUUGUGGAUGUAAUGUGACCCUGUGAUGAUGAUGUCACGUCCUGUCAGGUGAUUGAUGAUGUAACCUGCUUGUGUCACAUUUGUAACUUUGAAAAACAAGACCUUUGUACACCGA